This is a messenger RNA of Stylophora pistillata, 1704 nucleotides long. RefSeq lists its product as uncharacterized. Gene Ontology annotation, cellular component: mitochondrion. Lineage: Eukaryota; Metazoa; Cnidaria; Anthozoa; Scleractinia; Pocilloporidae. Gene Ontology annotation, molecular function: GTP binding. The record is from RefSeq and is a predicted model, not a curated record.
CACCGCUUUCACAGCUCAACAACUUAUUUCCUACAUGUAUGCCUGGGUCAGGAGAUUUUAUGCGGUUUUUGACUUGUCAUACGAAAUCGUUCAGUCUUUUAAUAUGGAGGUCCUACUGUCAACAUGUCGUACCUGGUAUUCAAGGAUAUAACGCAGGCUUCAACCCAACCAAAAGAGCUUUAGAUAGAGCAGACAAAGAAUUUGAUUUGAUUGGCCCUAAAGCCUCUUUCCAAGGGUCUGCUCUCAAACUGGAGGACGCUCCUAGACUUAAGUUACCCGAGCAGGUUGCAUUUAUUGGAAGAACAAGUGUUGGUAAAUCAUCUCUUAUAAAUGCAAUCUUAAACAGGAACAAGCUUGUGAGGACAUCAAAAAAGCCAGGACAUACGAGGCUUAUCAACUUUUUCAACAUCAAUUCUAAAAUGUACCUGGUGGAUCUUCCUGGCUAUGGUCAUGUGGAGGGUCUUGGAAGCAAGCGGGGAACUGAGCACUUUGUCAAAGUUGCAGAGACAUACCUGAAAGAACGAGCUGGAAAAGAGUUGAGGAGUGUUUGUCUUCUGAUUGAUGGAAAAGUUGGAGUGAAGAAAAACGAUCUCAUUGCGUUUGAAAUGAUGGGAGAAUUUGGUGGUCCUUUUCAAGUGAUUUUGACAAAAAUGGACAAACUUCCAAAGCCAAGACACCAGGAAGUAAUUGAAGCAGUCUACAAAAUCAAAGAACAGUUUUCACUAGACAAUUGUUUUCCCCAUGUUUUUGCUGUAAGUUCCACAGAGAAGACAGGAUUGUCAGAAUUGAGAUAUUUCAUCAGUCUAAACGUGGGAAUAAAAAACAGCGAAAAAUGGUAAACGAAACUGAUCGAGGACUGUCAGAUGUACUCGCCAGAGGAGCAAUCUUCUAGUCGUGAAGUUGUUGUAUUGCAAAAGUUCGUCAUCCAUAAAGAUAUAAUAAAAUAAGGCUUAAUGGGGGCUAAGACAGAACAACCACAUUGGUCCUUGAGUUCCAAGGACGAGAAAUAAAAAAGGGACCAAAGGACUGAAAUAUUUAUACUCGUGUGGAUGAAUAACUUGCGGAUGAAUGUGGUGUAUUCUUCAAAGGGGCAUCCCGUUAACUAAAGUGUAGCUUGCAGAACAGGCGCCAUUUUUUGGGGGGCGUUUUUUCAGGCAAGUGGAAGCGAGCGCGAGCCAAGUGUCUCGCUACCCGCGCACAUGCUGGCCUCGUCUCGCCUGAUAAACGCCAAAACACGGCGCCCAUUUUGGAUGCUGACCGAAAUGGGCUUACAAAGUGACAAUAGAUUUAGACACCAAAAAUUGGUUUAUAAUUUUAUCAUAAAAAAUGAAAAAGCACUGCGCGAAUGGUUCUCCUAAAGGCCUCGGAAAAUUAUAUUAUCGGUAAGAAUGAUCGAUUCUCAUUACACACAACUCAUACAAAACAUACUUUAAUCAGCAUUCAUCAACGAUCGCGCUCAUUUUUUACAAAUAUAACUUUUUUGUAUUCUGCGAGUGGUAAAAGCCGUUUAAUUAUAACACAUGCAGAUCGUAUAAAAACAAACCCAGGUAAGUCCCCAAGUUAAUGUCAUUCGUCGAUCCAAAAGAACGAAAAACAACAUGUUAGGAUAAUAAAGGACUGUGACCAUUGAAAACGCUAAGAGUAUAGUAACACGAGAGAGACGUAACGUAAUGAUGAAAACGUAUGGUAAAAGAGCUUUAAAUC